UGGUUGUUGUCGGGCAGAAGACGCGACGCGGCUUCCCUUUGAGUGUGUCUGGCUAAUUUAUUAGUUUUAAUUGUUUUAGAUAUGGAUAUCCACAAGCCCAGGAGCAGCAACCAGACUUCACCCUCCCUGAAGUUGUCAAAUGGCUACAUUCUGCCUGAGGGCAAACUGACUCCCAACGCCCUCUUUGUCGGUGGGAUCGACAUGAAGGUGGAUGAAAAUGAAAUGCGGGACUUCUUUGCCAGAUAUGGUGCUGUAAAGGAAGUAAAAAUUAUCACGUACCGUGGAGGGAUCUGCAAAGGGUAUGGGUUUGUGUACUUCAGUGAAGAUGUCAACAUUCAGUCAAUCAUUGAGCAACAGAUCAGUUUUAAGGGCCGGAAACUCAAGCUGGGCCCUGCCAUCAUGAAAGAAAGGAGCUCUCGGUCCAUGCCAUCCCGUCUGGUUGGACCAGCUCCCUGGAUGAGCCCAACACAAUACUUCUACUGUACUUGCUGCUCACCCAUGGGAGGGGGUAUUGCACAACCUUCACCCAUCCUUAGUGGAGGCAGCCCUUACAGUCAGCCAUACUCCUACUCUAACUUUGGAGGAGUCAUGAUCCCACAGAUGCCAAUGAACUACUCACAGAAUCCCUAUGCCUACCAGUACACUCCACCUCACUGGAUGGCGGACCAGAGGACACGGCCUGUCAAUCAGAACUUUGUGGACUGUGGAGUCCAGACUAUGCUGACUGUGCUGUAGUCCAUAGCUACUGAGCGUCUUGCCAGAUACACUGGCUAUAGCAAGUCAAAAGGCAGACAGUUUGACCUUUUGAUGUUCUGGACGGCUGGAAGCAACCCAACUCCUCACUGUUUUUGGAAAGCCCUCCUCUCUCUUCCUUUCCUCCAACUUUUGAGACCCCUUUUAACACCAGACUGCAGAAGCUCUUCACUUUAACUGUACUAGUUUGAUCACAUUCACUUUGACCACGACUUGUAGGGACCACUGAUGUGUGGUCAAACUGCUUUUAACCCACAUAGAUCACAGUAACAAUUGCACAGGAAGAGCAGAGCACCCUCGCUGUACCAGAUGAUAUAUGGGCUCACAUUCCUCUUUUUUUUUUUCUUUUGUUAAUUAUUCCAAACAAAAAUGGAAAAGACUUUUAAGCUCACCCUUUGUGGCUAUUUAUAUUUUAUUUUUUAUUUAUUUUUGGAAUUAUUUUAAAUGUUUGUUUUGUUGGGGCUUUUUAAGCCUCUGCAAGGGCUCUCUGUACAUAAAAGGUAUGUUUAUAUAUUUGUAUAUUGUAACAAUGUCUCGACAGCAAUCUGGGUGUUUCAGCAUUGGAGUAGAAUGCCUCAGGUCUAAUGCUCCUGACUAAGAAAUUGCAUUAACUUGUCUAACUACAGCAUGAGGGCACUCAGGCACUCCAUUAAUUUCAAGCACUCACAUUUAUUUUAUGCUCUAUUCUAUUUAAUUGGGUGUCGAUUGAGGCAGUAAAUGAAUGGCAGUUUUGUCACAUUAUAGCACCUCAUCAAUAUCACUGAUUUCUUGUCUUGGUCAAACACCAGACUUUCCAGGUUGAGUUCCACAGAGCAUGUUGCGGCACACUGAUGAUCUGUGUGUUGCGUUUCUAAACUGUCCCAUGCUGCGACUGGUGUAUCUCAAAACAGUUCAGGGGUUCACUCUCAAGGACAAUCACGGCAUUAGAAAUAUUUUCCCCCCCAUUACUCGUCAAUCAACUUACAUUUUGAUGGCAAAAAAAAUGGUGGAAAGCUGUUAAUUCACUUUGAAAAUGAAGGACAUGAUUGAAAGUAAGGUGCUCUCUGUUUCUUUGGGGAAAAAAUGUUCACUGUAUGUGGUUCACUUCAUACUGCUUUCUCUCAGCAUUUUGGGUUUGAAACUAAUUGCAGGGGAUCUUGCACAAAGCAUUUUACUGACAUUUAAUAAGUGAGCAAUGAUUCUUUUAUACAUAUUUUCAAUAAGUGCACUAAAUAUGUCUUCUGUUAACUUUAUACACUUUAAAAGCAGCUUUGUGUGAUUUCACAUUUGGUAUUUGCUGUACAUCACAGAUUUUCUUUCCCUUGACGCUGUUCUGCAUAAUUUAAAUUGGCUGUUUACCUCAGGGUCUCUUUUGUGCAGACAUCUGAUUGUAUUGAUAUAGUUUUGUUCAGAGAGCCUGGACACUACACUGUUAGGUUUGGUUUACUGUUAAGUGUUCAUGUUUUGCAGGGUUUUGAUGUUUGUUUGAAAAAUAAAAGUUAAACUAUGUUAUCAUUUAA
This is a messenger RNA of Micropterus salmoides (largemouth bass), 2252 nucleotides long. It is a transcript of the gene dazl, whose product is annotated as deleted in azoospermia-like. NCBI's taxonomy places the organism in Eukaryota, Metazoa, Chordata, Actinopteri, Centrarchiformes, Centrarchidae. The record is from RefSeq and is a predicted model, not a curated record. The transcript is spliced from 10 exons. Gene Ontology annotation, molecular function: mRNA 3'-UTR binding. The coding region runs from base 82 to 735 and encodes 217 amino acids.